ACGAAGCGAGAAGAUUCGAGUGAACGUCUCGAAUAAACUGGCGACAUUAUGAGCCGGGUGUCACCUCGCGGCGAUAGUCCUGUUGCUCGUGCGUGUGAGGUUGCGGGUACGCGGAGCCCUCGCAUGUCGCCAAUACAUACCUCGCACUUUUAAUCAAUAAUUCGCGGUGACAUUCGUCGUGAUGGCUCGCCUCCAGGUGGGGACACGAGGUAAAGCCCGGGUUUAAGUUCUCCGGGAAAAUCACGGACGCCCCACGAUUUAUCCUGUAUCCAACUGUCAUUAGGCGAUUGUUCCGUGGUGAGAUCUGGCACACUCGCUGUUUUCUUGCACGUUGUAACGUUAGAUUACUCAGCCAAGAGCGCGCGUCGGGUCUAGACCUGGGGCGCCGCGCUGUCCUGGCCGUUACACACAGUCACACACGCACGUCGGAGCUUCCACGCCUGCUCUUAUUACACUGGAUAUUUUACAUGUGAAGCCGUCGGACUCCGGGGAAAGAGCCUGAGCAGUUAGCAACCAGAGGAGCGGCUGUGCGCGGCUGGAGGUGACGGAGGAUUUCGGAAAAGCUUGGAUUUCAUUCUCGAAGUGACUUUAGUUUUUCUUUCUUCUCUUUGGGAAACGGACAAGAGUUAUUUUGGAAGAGGAAAAGAAUAACUUCAUCUCGAAAUGGCGACGGUUCUUACCUGUGAUGGACACUAUGGAAAAUGAACAAAAUUGUACGGAGCGGAACGUGAAGGAACUUAAUAACAUGUCAUGAGUUUGUGCAAUAUUAGCAAGUACUGACACUGGGAGAAGAUUGUACCCGAACACUGCAGAGACAGAGACACGAUUCCAAUAUUGCUGUGACAACACGCUACCUGCAGAAUGGACCUGAGAGAUUCGCCCGUCCUCAUGUUUACGGCCUCCACGCCCACGCCCACGCCCACCGACGAGUCCGACGCCCCCGCCUCCCCGCCCGUCCGCCCCGACGUGGCCCGCGAAGCCGCCAGGGCCACGGCGGGCCUCGACCUGCCGUCCCCCGUGGCGCCCAAGAAGCCCCGCUACACGGCCGUGCCCACCCAGUUCCAGCACCAGUUCACGCCCGUCCUCAACCAGUACCGGCAGCAGUUCACGCCCGCGCCGAAGCCGUUCCAGGCGCAGCUCCCCGCCUCCGACUCCAGCUACAUGUGGCCGCCCGGGGUGCAUGCCCUGGCCGGCCUCGACGAGCUGCUCAUCUGCCCGAGUAAAGAAUCAGUGUUCAAAAUCAAAAACGCUGAGAAGGAAGUCCUGUUCACGGCGGAGACUGAAGACGAGGUCGAGUGCUGCUGGUGGACGGGUUCAAAGGAGACGACCAGCAUGUUCAUCGUGAAGAACACAGAUCAUCAGGAAGUGUUCUACGUGAGGAGAACAUUCGAGCCCAAUGGUUGUUUCCUCACCAACAGUAGCACAUCUGAGACCCAAAUUUUACCUGAUGAUUUUUCCGGGCUCCUUCCCCCCCCCCCACACCCUAGGCCUCCCGCGAUGAGGAAGCGGCUGGUCUGGUGGUUCGGCCUCUUGGCGCUGUGCGUGCUGGGCCAGGCGACCGUGAUGCUGUACCAGAGAGUUUGGGCCGCCCUCCACAAGAGGCUCGAGGAGUUCGUUAAUGAGUACAUCAACGACGACAUUAACUACGACUACUACGAGGAUCUUCCGGAGGGCGUCUACGUCAGGAGCAAGCGCCGCCUCAGCGCCACCGUCAUGAGGAAGCUCCGGGACCUGAUGAACGGCUACGACUCGACUCGUGAGUCACGUCAGGACAGGAAAUUAGUGCUGUUCUGGACGUCGUGGUUCAGCCAGGCGUGGUGGGUACGCGUGGGCGGGGGCGUUGACUUGGAGGCCGCCCACUGUCCGGAGACAAAGUGCUACUUCACCCACGAUCGGAGGAAGAGAGAAGAGGCGGCAGCUGUGCUAUUUUUAUCUGCAGAGGUGAAGAUGUCCGACCUGCCGUACAGUCGAUCUUCGAGUCAGCGGUGGGUCUGGGUUCACGUGGAGGCACCGACGUCAGACGUCCCAGUCCAUACCACAGGCGAUCCUGGCUUGUUAAGGAGCACAGCUAAGAGUGCGAACGCAACUGGGCAUCGCCUGGAUAACCUCUUCAACUGGACCAUGACAUACCAUCCAGCCUCAAACAUCAUGGAACCCUACGGCGCCCUCGUACCCAGAGACAAUGCCACGCUGUCUCGAGAUGGCCCUUCCACCUCUGCCAAGACACGUAGGGGUUUCCUGUUGACGUCCUUGAGGCCUGCUUUGCUCGACACGGAGAGCCCCUUCUACGAGGCUUAUAUGAACGCCCUACAUGGCAGCGAGGCCUUCGAGGAUAUCAUGGGCCCGUCAUGGGUCCCCUACGUGGACUGGGCCACAGAAGACGCGGGGAAGGACUGGUCCGAGUUCCUGCUGCGGCCGAAAUUAGUAGCCUGGAUGUCGUCCCACUGCCAGACUCGUUCGCGCAGGGAGGACUACGUGAGGCAGCUGCAAGAACAUGUGCACGUCCAUGUCUACGGUGCCUGCGGUACUCUCAGCUGCGGCCGGCGGGAGUCCCACCGGAAGGACCGCUGCUGGCAGGACGUCCUGGCCCGGAAGUUCCUGUUCUACCUGGCCUUCGAGAACUCCGUGUGCGACGCCUACGUGACCGAGAAGCUGUGGAAGCCGCUGGUGCACGGCCUGGUGCCCGUGGUGCUCGGGGGCGCCAACUACUCCCACUUCCUGCCGCCCAACUCCUACAUCAACGCCCGCGAGUACCAGCCGCGGGAACUGGCACUCCUUCUGCGGCAGCUGCAGGGCUCCCCUCGAGACUACGCGAGGUUCCACCUGUGGCGCGCCUUCUGGAGUGCCACCCUUAGGCCGCCCCUGUGCGAGCUCUGCCUCAAGAUCCACAAUGACGAUGAAGCGUCGACCCUGAGGAACAUCCCAGACUGGUGGCGGGAUGUGGGGCGGUGCCACAACCCUGCGGUGCCAACCACGCUCUUAUGA
Messenger RNA from Penaeus indicus, 2985 nucleotides. RefSeq lists its product as uncharacterized. Lineage: Eukaryota; Metazoa; Arthropoda; Malacostraca; Decapoda; Penaeidae. The transcript has 8 exons. The record is from RefSeq and is a predicted model, not a curated record. Gene Ontology annotation, molecular function: fucosyltransferase activity. Gene Ontology annotation, cellular component: membrane. The coding region runs from base 862 to 2985 and encodes 707 amino acids.